Hyalella azteca is the source of this 2006-nucleotide messenger RNA. RefSeq lists its product as uncharacterized. The transcript is spliced from 15 exons. The coding region runs from base 189 to 2006 and encodes 605 amino acids. The record is from RefSeq and is a predicted model, not a curated record. Gene Ontology annotation, biological process: protein localization to kinetochore; mitotic spindle assembly checkpoint signaling. NCBI's taxonomy places the organism in Eukaryota, Metazoa, Arthropoda, Malacostraca, Amphipoda, Hyalellidae. Gene Ontology annotation, cellular component: RZZ complex.
GCUUCAGCUCACAAACUGCUACUGUGCCCCAUAAUCAUCAUUAAUCACUAUCCACUUUUUCAACCAGAUAAUCAUAAUUUCACGCAGGAUAUCCCGUUCGUUCGGAAAGGACAUGAAUCCUGUUUAAAAAGUUGCGGGAAGUACGUUAAAAUAGUGUGGCAGCCUGCAAGACUCCAAAAUUCUUAACAAUGCCGGGACUUGGCGUCAACGAAGAUUUGGGCGAUGAAAUCAAAUUUUUGUCAGCCCAAUUAUUAUUAUUAACAACUUCCUCUGGAAUUACUGAAUGCAGCUCCAGUCAGUCCAGUGGCACUUUGCGAGGACACAAUCUGCUGUUGACUGUCCAGCCAUGCCCUUCAUUUUUAAGUCUUCAUGAUGGUGUUGCUUGUCAAUUCAAUCCCACUGCUAGUAAUUUCUUGAACAGUUCACCAGAUUCCAUGAUCCUGGUCCAACCUUAUCAUCAUAUCAAGGAAUAUCAAGUUUCACCCUUGGACUUGGAACAAAAUUAUGCUCAGGCUCCAAAAAAGUCUCAAAACUCUCCCACAGAUCUAAAUGUGACGGGAUCUCCACUUAAGGAUCAUUUUACUGAUAGACUGAACUCUGAGCCUCUACCAUCACCAUUCUUAAUUCAGGCCCCUGAGAAGCAGCCUGGCCAUAGUUUUAAAGUCACCACUUUCAAAGGCCCUGCUUUUAAUGCCAGCACUGCACACUCAUUGUGGUGUGACUUGAACCCAUUGGUAAGGAAGUUAGCUGCAACUCAACCACUACUGCCUGUGUUUAUUCUUGCUUCUGCUGAAGAGUCUCAGGCUGAGCAAACACGGGCUUUAUUGUACGGCUGCGGGCCAUUCUUCAAUGAGGGUCGAGAUGAGUGGCUCACGACCAUCAAAACUAAAAGGCCUGUGUUGGCCAAUCGCCUCCCGCAGUUGGACGCUUUACAGCAGCAAUGCUGUGGUCCUCUCUUCAAUGCCUAUGUUGACAGCUAUGCAACUGCAUUCUACGAAAUUGUGGUGGACAAUCAAACAAACAUUGCUGGCAACUGCGAGAAAGACCAGUCAAAAAAAUCGAGUGAUGGUGGCUGUACGGUGCUGACGGUUGAGUGCAACUGGCCGCGCCCCACGGCUGUGAUGAGCCAGCCGCCUUCAGACGCACGAGCUUCUGUCACCGUGCACGUUGAGAAGAUGAGCAGCUGUGGGGGCCCCGCGUGCAGGGAUCUGCGUCUUCUGAGCGCCGCGGUCUCGGGGCUGAGCUCGCGUCAGGUGCCGUGGUUCGUGAGGUCUGCUGACCAGCCCAGCACAAUGGAGAAGCUAAAUGAGCUAUUCCUGCAGUACACCACUUCAGGUCCCGAUGCCAAAAAAGCUGACAGCGGUGCUGCUCUGGGCUUUGAUGACGUCAUUGCCGGGAAGCUGAGCAGCCUUCACUGCAGUUUCUUGGAUGCACUCUGGGUCGUCCUGUGCGAGAGCGAGUCGCUGCGUGACCUGAGGGCGGGACUGCAGCAAGUCUUCAGCGCUGUUGCUACGAACCACAUUCGUCCGCAGAUCCAUGUCCGCAAUAACACUAAAGUUGGCGUGAUCUGCCGUGGACUUAUGCGUGGGCAGCUCACCGAGCCAGAGUUGAAUGGCUUGGAACCUUUGGAGAUGCUUGUUCAGCUUGGAAUUGGCAAAAUAAAAACUCAACUCUCAGCAAUACUGCAAGCUAGUGAGCUAGCAACAGGAGAACAACUGUCGUCCUUGUUGUCGAACUGCAGUACGGGUGAGGACGACAGACCAGCGUAUGUACAAAGUCUUGAGUGUCUGCAUCGUCUGCACGUCACGCUACACGUCGUCUCGUGCCUCAGAACACACCUGCGCUUACUGCCUGCUUCUCUUGUUGAACACACUCAGCGGAUACUUGACGAGCUGCAGGGUGACAGCUCGCUGACUUCCGACCAGCCUUACUCGUUCAGCUUCAGCAUCCUGGCCUCGUCCAUGAAAGAGCUUUUAGGCAGGUCAGUGCAGGUCUCUGUGUCGUGA